Trichogramma pretiosum is the source of this 2241-nucleotide messenger RNA. RefSeq lists its product as uncharacterized. Gene Ontology annotation, cellular component: cytosol. The coding region runs from base 274 to 1962 and encodes 562 amino acids. The transcript has 7 exons. The record is from RefSeq and is a predicted model, not a curated record. Gene Ontology annotation, biological process: neuron projection development. Lineage: Eukaryota; Metazoa; Arthropoda; Insecta; Hymenoptera; Trichogrammatidae.
AAAACACACAAGCACACGCACUGUAAGUGUGUACACCCUAUUUUACCUAUAUAAAUCGCGUAAAGCAGGCUGCAGGAGUAGGAUUCACGAGAAAGGAACUACCGGCUGUGGUCGUGUCUUGUACCUGCCACCAACAUCGCUGAUUUGCAUCGUUUUGUGCGUAAUAAGCCUACGCUGUGCAUUAAUUAUUAUGCUCCAAGAGCUUGUCGAUUAAUUUUCUCUGGAUCAUUUUUACAAACAGAUCUCACGCGAGUACAACACAAAAACAGAACAAUGGAUUUGUGUCAACAAUGGUUAGACUGCAUAGAGAAACAGGAUUGGCAUAGUUUAGCUGCUUUUGCUAAACCUGCAGAUUUCGUCAUUAAAACAAUUCCAAGCGAUUUGGAUAAUUUUCUCAAAACCGUCAAAGCUGCAGAAUUAGUUGUAGAUGAGAGUGAUAGCAAACUUCCUUUGAAAGCAAAAAUCAUAUUUCUCAAAUGUAUUUCUAAUUCUUGUCUCGAUGGUUACAAAGAUGAGAAAUAUAACAUAAAAAGUUCCACAAACAGUAAUAAUUUUUAUCAGAACUUGUAUGAAGAAGCAUCUGGAUGGACAUCAGUUAAUAAAGAAAAUGGUAUUGAAAACGGAGGAAGCAAAGAAAAUAGUAUUUAUCCAUAUACAAAAUAUUUUCCAUAUGAACAUAUUAUUAUUUGGGUUGUCAAAACUAUUAGUGAAUUUGGAGAGUUAGAGUCAAAAAAAUCUUUGGUGGAAGAGCAAGUGGAAUUAUUAUGCGUAGGCUUGAGAUUUUUAUGCAAUUUUCUUGCAUUUGCCAUUAACUUGUCUUAUGGAAAUGACAAAUCAGCCAUACCUAGCUAUUUCAAUGAUGAGAAAUUCAAAAAUGCUGUCAUAGAAUUUGUCAGCAAUGAAAAAAUUCCGAUUGUAAAAGUAUCAUGUUGUUUUGUCAAUAAUAUGAUAAAAAACUUUGACAAGUCUUUCCAUGAUUCUAUGGAUAUGAUAAAGCUUACUAAAAAAUUAAUGAAAUCAACCAUAUCUGAUGUCUAUGUAGCUUGGGAUACAUUAUCAAUCUUGCUUCAAAAAUCAUACUAUUUGAGAGAUAUAUACGAUAAGAUAGAAGAGGAUAAAGAUAAGGACAAGGAUGAAAAUAAGGACAAGGAUGAGAAAAAAAAGGAAGAGUAUGAGGGUGGGAAAUUGCAUUUACUAGAUAUAAUUUAUCAAGAAGUUAGCUCUAACGUUCAUAAAGUAGGAGAUGAAAAAAAGUUUAUAUUACAUGAAGAUGUUGUGGAAUAUUUGUCUGACAAAUUUAAAAGGAAUUGUGACAUCAUUUUGAAUACAAAGGAUGGCAAGUUAAAAAACAUAGAACCAACAGAAGUAUCCAUAAUUUUAGAUAUUUUGGGAAUAUUGACCUCCAAUCCUAAUGGAGACGAGGCUAUAAAAUUAAGAGAUGAUAGAAGCCUUUUGAUAAGUAGUACCUAUCUUUUAAAAGCAAUUCAAAUGGUCGGCAAAGAGCCGAAUAAUUUUUUCACUCCAAUACAAAAACUUAGCGAACUAUCCUUGGCGGACAACUACGAUUGUUGUAGAGACGAUAAAACAGAAUCGGCUGAUCACGUUUGUGCACGAACUAUAAAAACUCAUCCUGCAUAUGGGUUCAAAGUUGGUCUCAUUCGUUUAAUUGGAAAUUUGGUUUACCAGCAUGAAAAAAAUCAAAAUCUCGUCCGCGAAAAUCAGGGCAUUCCACUACUUCUCGAUUGUUGCAAUCUUGAUGCCAGAAACCCAUUGAUAAUUCAAUGGACAACUCUAGCUAUACGAAAUCUUUUGGAAAAUAAUAAAGAAAACCAAGAAAUCAUCCGGAAAAGCGUCAAAAUCGGUCAAAUUGACAGUGCAACCAUGAGGGAACUGGGCUUGACCUUGAACGAAAAUAGUGACGGUGAUGCGAUAGGGAUAAUUCCUUUGCCAAAAAAAUCGUAAAAUAUUGGAUUUCCGCAGCCAAUCUUCUAUAUAUUACUUGAUACGUUCUCAUGUGAAUAUUCAAAGUAUAACAAUAGUAUUAAUUAUGAAUAUAUCUUAAACGCCAUUGCUAUAAAAUAUGAAGCAUAAAUAUGAAGACUUAAAAAAAGUGAUAAUGUUUUUUAUACGUACUUUACACGUGCAAGAUUGUGCACUAGACGAUUAAUUUUUAAAUAUUUUGUAUUCGACACUUUACGUUUAUUUGUCUUUGAUAUACAAAAUAACCAAAUGAAAGUUUAA